Cynoglossus semilaevis (tongue sole) is the source of this 5662-nucleotide messenger RNA. It is a transcript of the gene b3gnt2b, whose product is annotated as UDP-GlcNAc:betaGal beta-1,3-N-acetylglucosaminyltransferase 2b. The transcript has 4 exons. The record is from RefSeq and is a predicted model, not a curated record. Bases 711 to 1898 code for a protein of 395 amino acids. Gene Ontology annotation, biological process: protein O-linked glycosylation; poly-N-acetyllactosamine biosynthetic process. Gene Ontology annotation, cellular component: Golgi membrane. NCBI's taxonomy places the organism in Eukaryota, Metazoa, Chordata, Actinopteri, Pleuronectiformes, Cynoglossidae. Gene Ontology annotation, molecular function: UDP-glycosyltransferase activity; hexosyltransferase activity.
GAAGAAGAAGGGGGAGGGAGGGCGUGCGGUUCCUCCGCCUACAACGCCCAUGUCAACGCAGGGAGAAGUCCUCUUUUCAACCGUGUCUAUACUCGUACGGGAAACAGAAGCAGAAGAGUUGCUACCGGAAGUAAGUCGCGUGUAUUUAUUUUACUUUUCCCGUACCUGCUGCCUGCCUCUUUUCCUAAACAUGAAAUAAAGCAAAGUGGGUUUUCGGGGCGGCUUCCGUCAGGACACGACCUUCGUGGAGGUAGAGCGUUGAAAUCAGGAGUGGCCGACUCACUGCUGACUUAAGGUCAGACGUUUAGAGCUACAACAGGUCUGCAGUGAUUCAACUCUCUCUGGAGUGCACAGCCUUUGGUGCUGGGACCACACAGGAGGUUUUCCACAGCGUUGGUAACAUCUCCAGUCUUAGGCCCGGGUGGAAGAUGUGCUGUAUGACACCAAGAAGAGAGGAGGGGCAUGAGGAGGAGGGAAGUACAGCCGAAGUUCAAGUUGGGGUGUGGCCGCCUACUGACUGUUUGGAUGGCAGAGUCAAACCUGUUGAAAAACAGGUUCAGUACAGUACUCUGCUCUCUCAGACCAAUCUGCUCCUCCUCAUCAUCUAUUGGACACCUAAGUAUGGGGUAAGAGCAACUAGAAAAAGCGAAGACAAGAAAAGUCAACGAGGUCUUUUGUCCUGUUAAGGUUGCAACUAGAGAAAAAACAGGAUGCAGUGGAAGAGAGUAAAGUUUAUCGUGAUAAUGGUCAUGGUCAACCUCUUCAUAUUCAUCCUAAUGUGUCGGCAAAGCGGCCAAGACAAGAAUGGACGUCAGAAGAUAAUUGUCCCUUCAAAACCCUUCUGGACUAAACUCUCUCCCGUUGACGCUUAUUGGAACCGUCAACAGCAGAUUCUGGAUUUCCAUAACAAUCCUAACUGGUCGGUCAACCGCAGUUCUACGGAUCUGCCCGAGUGGCUCGCCCAAACCAGCGUGAGCUCUAACACGUGUGACCAGAACAUUAAAGUAACCACUCAGGUCAAAGAGUACAACGUUUUACCAGAUCGCUUUAAGGAUUUUCUGCUUCAUAUGCAUUGCCGCUCUUACCCCAUUGUCGUGGACCAGCUGGAUAUUUGUAAAGAGCCGCCAUUUUUGCUCCUAGCCAUUAAAUCCCAGAUACCGCACUUCGACCGCCGUCAGGCUAUCCGCCAGUCUUGGGGACAAGCAGGUGUUUUAGCCAAUCGUACCAUAGUUACCGUUUUCCUUCUUGGAAUGUCCUCAUCCUGGGAUUUCCAUCCCGAUCUCUCAGACAGUUUGCGCGAUGAAAUCGGUCGCCACCCAGAUAUUAUCCAGUGGGAUUUCCGGGAUUCAUUUUUCAACUUAACCGUCAAAGAAGUUCUCUUCCUGGAAUGGAUUCAAAGUCGUUGCCAAGGUGCUCAGUUCAUUUUCAAAGGUGAUGAUGACGUCUUUGUCAACACGUACCUCAUUCUCGACUUCCUCAAUGGCCUAUCGGAGGACAAGGCCAAGAGCCUGUUCGUAGGUGAUGUGAUUAACGACGCGGGGCCACACAGAGACAAGAAAGUGAAAUACUUUAUCCCAGAAAGCUUGUACGUUGGGAAAUAUCCUCCAUAUGCCGGAGGCGGUGGCUACCUUUACUCCGGCAGUGUGGCGGCUCACCUGUAUGAAGUGUCGCGUCUGGUUCCCCUUUACCCAAUCGACGACGUCUACACGGGUAUGUGUUUGAGGAAAGCAGGCCUGGGCCCGGAGAAACACAAAGGCUUUAAAACGUUUGACAUAGAAGAAAAGUAUAGGACCAACCCCUGUGCCUACAAAAGUUUAAUUCUUGUUCACCCAAGGACACCACAGCAAAUGAUCGAAAUAUGGGGCUGGCUCAGGAGGUCAGACCUGAACUGCCAGUGACGACUCGGCGCGAGGCGUGGGGUAAGAUGUCCCUAACGGAGAAGACAUUGUGGGAUUCGACCUAGUCGGGGAAAACAUCAUGAAUGUCAUCAAUAGCAUGAAUUACUUCGACUGGGCGGCAGCUGUCACUUAAUGAUAACAAUGGUCACGUCGAACUACGGCUUGAUGCAUUUAAUGCCUUCCAAAAGUUAGGACAGGUGUAGCGUGAGCAGCAUUUCCGAACGCUCAAACCUAGUAGUAUUUCGACGAUAUGUCACACUGCUAUUUGGCAAGCUGAUCUUGCUUUAUUGUACAAACCGGGCUUCACCGAGUGGUGUCCAACGCCCCCUGUGUCUGUGUGUACAUAUUGAUACAACUAUUUAUGAUGCCUUUUCAAUGCUUUAACACUGUGUGGGCUCCACGUGGAGCAUGUUAUUGCUGUAUUAUAUUAAUAUCGAGUCUCAGAUCUACAACGUGUCCCCCUUGGGGGGCUCUUUUAGGUAAGAGAUACUGACGUUUUUAGCACAAUGUGUCCCGGUAAAACGGUGUUUUUUUAUUGCAAGCAGUGUUUAAAGUAAAGCUAACUUUAUUUUAACCCUACGUACAAAACCCUAUUAGUAUUGUAUGCAGUUUUGCUGCUGCAAGCUUAGUUUGUGCUGCUACACCUGUUUUCCUGUUUUCUGCCAAAAGUGUUUUCUGUUAUGUCACUCCAACUCGAUUUAAAACCUUUCAUACUAGACGGCGGCGGGGGGGAAAAAAAAACUGGAUCUGUUCAGUGAAUUCUCGUUUAUCAACAAGGGCUAAUUUUCAGUGGGUUUCGUCUGUGUUGUUGAGAAGUAAAUCAGUAGGCGAUUAAAUCGAAUCGUAAAAAAAAAAAAAUGUAAGUUGUAACUUUAAGUUGACCCUGUGAUUGACUGGUGACCCUGCCCGAUUUUAGCUGGGAUUGGCACUGCACUCAAAUUAAUGGGUGCAUGCAAGGAUGGAUGGAUGGAUGGAUGGAUGGAUGGAUGGAUGGAUGCGUUCUCUUACUGGUAAUUUUUUUUUUUUUUUUUUUUUUUUUGCUACUGGUAAAUACUUUAAAGGUUGGAGGUAAAUAUGUGCUGUACAUUUGUUUGAGUGCGUACUACAAUUUGAUUUCAAGAAAUAAGUGGAGGAUUUGUCUACCCCUGUAGCGCUCAGCAGGUCUGAGUGUGGUUUGACCUAGAUGAAGAAAUCCUAAUGCUGUUUUUUUUUUUUUUUUUUUUUUUUUUUCCCUGCUUGAGCUUUCUUACAAACCAAGAGUGCACUCGAGCACGCACGCAGUCGAACUGCUCCACAAAACUGUCACUAUGUUUUGCCUUUUGUGUCACGUACGUACGUUUGGACAUGUGGCUUUAAAGUGACUUUCAUUACUUCGAGGUGAAUGUGCUGUAAAAGAGGUCGGACCGUAGACUGUAUAUAUAUAUAUAUAUAUAUAUAUACACUCAACCAAACAAAGCUGUGUUGCCUUAACAGUAGAGCUGCAGUGGAGUGUCGGAAGGCCUAAGAUGUUUUGGCCAAAGUGCCUUGGAUUGAAUUGAAGUCUAUGUAAAAUGACUUCAAAUUUGAUACAUUUCCAUCAAUUGGGAUUGACAUCGAAGGCGUCCAAUGGGGAAACCGACCGCGUAGUGUAGUGGCUGUCAUGGCAUAUUGGUCUACUGGCACGUGACCACACCACUGCUGAUUAUCUCAUGGACAUUUUUCCUCCAUCUGUCCACGUGUUGUAAGAGUUUACAAAAUUGGUCUUUUUUUUUUUUUAUCAAGAUUUAGUCUAUUCACCAUCAAGAACUCACCAAUGACAUAGUACGGCACUUUGGCAAAGAGCGGACGACAUCUUUGUCCACAUAUGUGGGCUACACGUAGGAAUUUAAACGUUAUGUCUAAUGUAUUGGUUGCGUUAAUUACUUGACGAAUUGGCUAUGCAAUGUUCACCGGUCGCCAUCAAAAAAAAAAAAGCAAAAAAAAAAAAGCAUCUUAUUUUUUUCGUAUAUUCUCUACUUUACAUUGUCGUAGGAAACAUUUGACGUCAUGUUUUACAAGUGUUCCUGGUCAUUUAUGGUUCUCAUAGGAAGUAGUGUUUUGUUUUACCUUUUUCUUUUAUACAUUUCUUGGUGGUGGCAUUUAAAGGUCAGGAAUUGUUGGUAAUAAACUUAAUUUGUAUUUGGGUGUUAUUUAAUUGCUUGGUUUUUAAUUUUGUUCACAGUCUUCAGCAGGUGGUGCCCUUUACGCUGAGUAAAUAUUGGAUAAUUACAUUAAGUACCAGUCAUCCUCUUCAUCUGUACAUUUUUUUUUUUUUUUUUUUUUUUUUUUAAAGUUGUGAAAAACAACUCUGGAAUUUAACCUUGACGACAUUUAAUUAGACCCAGCACAAAAAAACAGGCUGGUGCAUUAGAAGUCCAUUGUCUCACACAAACAAAGGACUCAAAAACGACUAAAAAUAUACUUUUCUAUUUUUAAAAAAAAUAUAUAAAAAAUCAUUAUUUAGGCGUCCGUUAACUGCUGAAGUACUGAUUCUAGAACCAUUUCUUGCUGCUGGUAGUUCAUGGUUUAAUUUACAAUUAAGUCAUGUGAGAAAUUUUUUUUUUUUUUUUUUGGCAUUUGCAAUACCCAAGUAAUUAUAUUUUUAAAAAAAUCCCAAAAGACAAAAAGUAGAGUUUCUUCAGUUAACAAUGACAAUCUUCUGUGUUUGGAUAGAAAAUUUGUAAUGCUUUAAAAUCGCUGGUUCUUCAAUGUAUUUAUUUAUUUUUUUUUUUAUUUUUUUUUUUUUUUGGUCAUCUUUGUUUAGUAGAGUUUAAAGGUUGGGGUUCAGCAUUUCAAUCAACAGCUGCUUUCUAGAGUCAACCCUUAGGAACAUGGAAAGAUGAAUGUAAAGCUACGUAAAGCUGUCCGUUAGUCGUCUCACACAGGGAAAGGCAUUGAUUUAUCCCGGUAUUUGUGCUCCCCCUGCUGGUUAGAUGGCUUUGUACAGCUGGUUGAAAUCUGACGUACACGUGCAAGUGAAAGUGUCAUUUUUUUUUUCAUUUCAUUCGUCGUUUUUGAACAUUUAUUUCAGUUUUAGUUUAUUAUUCAUGCACUCAAAGUUGGAUUUUUAAAAUGACAAUCAGGGUAGAUUUUUUUUUUUUUUUUUGUUCUUCAUAAGUAAAUAUUCUCAACUACUGAUCUCUCUAUGCAUGAAGAAUAUAAUGGGUGAGAAGACCAGAAAAAAAAAAGCAGCAUCACCUUCACCUGUUUACUUUGUAGUUGAAAAGUCAAAGGUUGCAUCAUAGUCCUCACUGCACACAAUUUGUGGCUACUUGAAAUGUUGUCAUGUGUUGACGAGACUCUGGUCUCUUCAGUCACUCUGGUCCAGUUGCCUGGGCUGACGUUUGUUUGUUUUUUUGUUUUUUUUUUUCAAAUCACUUUCAGUCUCUGUGUUGAUUCUGGUAUUGAAACACGCGUAGAACGUAUUGGGAUAAAAAAACAGAUGCAUUUGGUUCAUCAUAUACCAAAUCAUUUUAAUUUCAAAGAAUGUCAGCAAAGGUCAAUUUCACUGUUUUAUCACACGUUUUAAAAUCUUACCCACUGACCUUUUUUUUUUUUUCUUUUUUUUAAGUUAAUGUGCCUAAUGUUUGUAUACUACAUGUGAUGUUUGUAUGUAUGAGGCGUGAUCCCGUCUUUGUUAGGAAUGAUUCGGUUGUAUGUAUAUAUAUAUAAUGUUUGCCUUUUUGUAUAUCAGAUUCUAUGUGUUUUUAUUGUUCUACAAAUAAAUUUUGUGACCUUAAUGUUGA